Messenger RNA from Oncorhynchus gorbuscha (pink salmon), 785 nucleotides. RefSeq names its product deoxyribonuclease-1-like. Gene Ontology annotation, cellular component: nucleus. Bases 1 to 636 code for a protein of 211 amino acids. Gene Ontology annotation, molecular function: DNA nuclease activity. NCBI's taxonomy places the organism in Eukaryota, Metazoa, Chordata, Actinopteri, Salmoniformes, Salmonidae. The record is from RefSeq and is a predicted model, not a curated record. Gene Ontology annotation, biological process: DNA catabolic process. The transcript has 7 exons.
AUGGGGAGGGGGCUUCUGUGUCAAAGUGGACCCACACUAGUUCAUUCAACCAACCAACACAAGCAGAAUGCGUGUAGCCUGUCUGUUAGUGCUGUUCCCAUUGGCCCUGGUGCAGCUGGGAGGCUGUCUGCUGCUAGGAGCCUUCAACAUCAAGACAUUCGGAGACAAGAAGUCCUCCAACUCAACCCUCAUGGACAUCAUCACCCAGCUGUGAGGAACUUUGUUUUGAUUCCUCAACACACGUCUCCAGACUCGGCAGUGAAGGAGGUUGAUGCUCUGUACGAUGUGGCCGCUGACGUCAGAGCUCGCUGGAACACCAAUGACAUAGUGCUGCUGGGGGACUUCAACGCAGGCUGUCGCUACGUCAGUGGAUCAGACUGGCAGCAGAUACGUCUCUUCACAGACCACAGAUACCACUGGCUGAUCCCUGACCACGCUGACACCACGGUCUCUAACACCGACUGUCCCUACGACAGGGUGGUGGCCACCACUGAGAUGAUGAGAGGAGUGGUCCCUGGGUCGGCUGAGGUGUUCAACUACAUGACUCACCUGAAGCUCAGCCACAGCACGGCAUUGGCUGUCAGCGACCACUACCCCGUUGAGGUGAAGCUGAUUGGUCACGCCCCUGCUGCAUGAGCCCGCCUCCAGGAACUAUUCAGACACUCUCAAAUGGCACCCUAUUCACGGCGUAGUGCACUACUUUGGACCAGAGCCUUCUAUAGGGAAUAGGGUGCCAGUUGAGUGUCAUCGCCAUGACGCGUUUCAAUAAAACUCAGUCGAACGGG